GCAUGCGCAGUUUGAAGUGUCUAGUACUGCCCGGCCUAGUCGGGGGGUAGGAGGAUGUUCCACGUGGUGUUCUCUGUGCGGAGCUCGCUGGCGAUGUGACGCUCUCCGGUGACGCUGGGACAGACCUUAGAGGCUGAAGAUGUCGGUCCCGGUGGCGGGGCUCCCCGCGCGGCUAGCGCUCUCAGCCUCGGCCGGCGCUGGUCGCUUUUGCGUGUUGGGGUCGGGAGUGGCGAGGUGGAGGGGCGUCCGCGCCGGGCACCGCCGGGGCUUGUCUGACCUCCAUCUGCAGCUGGUGCCUAGUCAGGGUUUCAGAGACUCGCCCUCGUGGUUGCCCAAGUACCGCUCAGAGCCCAAGAGUUACGUAACCAGUCCGAAACUGGCCACGACCUUGGUGCAGAUCCUGAAGAAAGAAGGGAAAAACCCUGACCAGCUCUUCCUGGAGUGCAAUCCAGGUCCUGGAAUCCUGACUCAAGCAUUACUUGAAAGCAAGGCCAAAGUGAUUGCCCUUGAAAGUAACAGAACUUUUCUUCCACAUUUGGAGUCCCUGCGCAAAAAGGUGAAUGGAAAACUAGAAGUGGUCUACUGUGACUUCUUUAAAAUGGAUCCUAGAAAUUUUGGAAUAGUAAAACCUCCCAUUAUGAUUUCAGAAACGCUUUUUCGGCAUUUGGGAAUAGAAGCGGUUCCUUGGUCAGAAGAUACCCCAUUAAGAGUAGUUGGAAUCUUCCCAGCAAAAAAUGAGAAAAAGAUACUUUGGAAGCUUUUAUAUGACCUAUAUUCUUCUACUUCUGUAUAUAGUUAUGGACGAGUAGAACUAAAUAUGUUUAUUACUGAAAGGGAAUACGAGAAACUGGUGGCAAGUCCCCAAAAUCCACACUUGUAUCAAGCAUUAAGUGUGCUCUGGCAAGUAGCUUGUAAGAUUAAGCUUCUGCAUGUGGAGCCUUGGUCCUCAUUUGGCGUAUAUGGCCAAAGUGGGAGACAGGAAAAGCUGAAGAAUAAGAAACCAUUAGAACAAAUAAAUAAACAAGUAGGACAAAACAUGUGUUUAAUUCAACUGACUCCUCUUCCGAAUUUAUUUACAGAAAAUUUAACAUCUGUUAACUAUGAUGUAUUUUUUCACAUGUUAAAGCAGUGUUUUAUGAAGCGUAAUUUCAAGCUAAUGGACCAUUUACAGUUAUUGAGUCCAGUUAAUGCAACAGCUAUAUUGAAGCAAAUAGAGAAAAAUGGAGACAUGAAAAUAACAGAUCUGUACCCUCAAGACUUUAAACAGCUUUUUGAAACUAUAGAGUGUUCCAAAGAAUCUUGUAGGUGGCUAUUUGAUGAUUGCAUGGAAGAGAUGAUCAUGUAGGGAACUUGACUGGCCCACAUUAGCUGGAGCCAUUGAUUUAUUUGGAAAUUAUGACACAAAUGGAAGAGAACUAAGUUUGAAAAGCUUCCAGCCUUUCAACGGAAGAUAACUGUUCUUGUUUUGCAGAUUGGGCACCUAUUUCUGAAGGUGAUCCUUUAGUAAACUGGAUAAAACCAUGGCUGCUAUUUUAUUCACAAAAGGUAAAAUGAAAAUGUCAGUU
Molecule: messenger RNA, 1565 nt
Organism: Neomonachus schauinslandi (Hawaiian monk seal)
Lineage: Eukaryota; Metazoa; Chordata; Mammalia; Carnivora; Phocidae
Gene: TFB2M
Product: transcription factor B2, mitochondrial
Exons: 8
Coding region: 140-1345 (401 amino acids)
Biological process (GO): rRNA methylation; transcription initiation at mitochondrial promoter
Cellular component (GO): mitochondrial matrix
Molecular function (GO): mitochondrial transcription factor activity; rRNA (adenine-N6,N6-)-dimethyltransferase activity
Source: RefSeq, a predicted model, not a curated record